Meriones unguiculatus (Mongolian gerbil) is the source of this 1554-nucleotide messenger RNA. RefSeq names its product TNF superfamily member 12 (gene Tnfsf12). The record is from RefSeq and is a predicted model, not a curated record. The transcript has 7 exons. Lineage: Eukaryota; Metazoa; Chordata; Mammalia; Rodentia; Muridae. Gene Ontology annotation, cellular component: membrane. Gene Ontology annotation, biological process: immune response. Bases 296 to 1084 code for a protein of 262 amino acids. Gene Ontology annotation, molecular function: tumor necrosis factor receptor binding; receptor ligand activity.
UGGGACCGGAGCCCCGUCCCCUUCCCUGGCACACUGGCCUGGUGGACGCCCGUCCACUUCUGCUUUCCCUGGCUCUCAGAGGCCCAGGUCUGGGGUGGCAGUGCGGUUGCCUGCGUGCUCACGCGCUGGACGCCUCUCACUUUUUGCACUGCACCCCGGGGAGGCUGGAGUUUAAUCGCACAGUGUCCGGCUUCCUGUCCUCGUCCGCCCCCCUCCGGCCCGCUUCCCUGGCCCCUCCCUCUCCCCUGGCCCGAUCCGCCCACCGGCUCCCCCUCCCCAUCCCUCGGGUCCCGGGAUGGGGGGGGCGGUGAGGCAGGCACAGCCCCCCGCCCCCAUGGCCGCCCGUCGGAGCCAGAGGCGGAGGGGGCGCCGGGGGGAGCCGGGCACCGCCCUGCUGGCCCCGCUGGUGCUGAGCCUGGGCCUGGCGCUGGCCUGCCUUGGCCUCCUGCUGGCCGUGGUCAGCCUGGGGAGCUGGGCAACGCUGUCUGCCCAGGAGCCUUCUCUGGAGGAGCUGACAGCGGAGGAGCACCGGCAGGGCCCUGAACUGAAUCCCCAGACAGAGGGAAGCCAGGAUGUGGUGCCUUUCUUGGAAGGACGAGUCCGGCCUCGGAGAAGUGCUCCUAAGGGCCGGAAGCCGAAGGCUCGCCGAGCCAUUGCAGCCCAUUAUGAAGUUCAUCCGAGGCCAGGCCAGGACGGAGCACAGGCAGGUGUGGACGGGACAGUGAGAGGCUGGGAAGAGGCCACAAUCAACAGCUCCAGCCCGCUCCGCUACGACCGCCAGAUUGGGGAAUUUACAGUGGUCAGGGCUGGCCUCUACUACCUAUACUGUCAGGUGCACUUUGAUGAGGGCAAGGCCGUCUACCUGAAGCUGGACUUGCUGGUCAAUGGCGUGCUGGCCCUCCGCUGCCUGGAGGAGUUCUCGGCCACAGCAGCAAGCUCCCCUGGGCCCCAGCUCCGCCUGUGCCAGGUGUCUGGGCUGGUGCCGCUACGGCCAGGGUCUUCCCUUCGGAUCCGCACCCUCCCCUGGGCUCAUCUUAAGGCUGCUCCCUUCCUUACCUACUUUGGACUCUUUCAAGUUCACUGAGGGUUCCAGCACUCCCAGAUCCCCUAAACUUUAUCCAAACAGCUCCCAAAGCACCAUGAUGACCCCUGACGCCACCGCGGAGCUGCUCUUUGCUCCUGUCUUCUCCUCCAGGCAGGGGCAGCUGGCUCCUGUUCACGUGUUUCCCCCUCCACAGAAGCAUUGCUGUUCAUUAACAUCCCAUCCCACCUCAACUGCCCACCUCACUAGCCCCCAAAGCCCCACUUAUUCCUGACCCCCAGGCCAUACCCCUAGGCCACUGUGUUUACUGACUGUGCAGCAGGCACGGAGAGGGGCUGGACCUAGUAGCAGGAAGCCAGAGAGCCUGGGACUGGGCCACAAGUUCCCAAAUGUGAGGGGUAAGAGCCCGCCAGACACGAGCUCUUCCCCGGAUCCCUGUGGAUUUUGAAAAGAUACUAUUUUUAUUAUUAUUGUGACAAAAUGUUAAAUGGAUAUUAAAGAGAAUAAAUAAA